This is a messenger RNA of Prosopis cineraria, 603 nucleotides long. RefSeq lists its product as uncharacterized. The coding region runs from base 1 to 603 and encodes 200 amino acids. The transcript is spliced from 3 exons. Lineage: Eukaryota; Viridiplantae; Streptophyta; Magnoliopsida; Fabales; Fabaceae. The record is from RefSeq and is a predicted model, not a curated record.
AUGGAAUUGACCUUGACAGAGAUUUUCAUUAAGGAAUGCUUGAAGCAAGUGUAUAGGAAACAAAGGAAAGGAACUGCUUUCAACAAAAAUGGGUGGCAAGCAAUAAUUGAGGGGUUUAAGGCAAAAACAGGAAAAAGGAAAAUCCCCUUUAUGAAAAAUUUAGACAUAAAGGAGGAGGAGGAGGAUGAUAAGGAUGUGUACCGCCCCACCAUUGACCUUCAAGAAGGAUCCGGUGAUAGUGAAGAGGAGCUAAAUUUAUCAGACAUUACAGCACCUAUAGGGGUCACUGAUGAGUUGUUGGGCCUGAAUGUCACCACAAAUACUGGUGGAACUAGUGGUGAUGGAAGUCAAGGCAAGAGAAAGAGGGUUGGGGGAGUUGGUGGGAGGAAAAAGCAAAAAGUUCCUACCUUAAUGAAAAUAGCCGAUGCGAUGAGUGAAAUAGCUAAGGAUAAUAGAGCUAAAAUAGAGACAGUGAACAAGAUUUUGGCAAAUGACAUAGGAGUUUUUGAGGUGGUGGCUCACCUAAAUGGACUUCUAGAAGUUUUUGGUGAUAAAGAUUUGCAUUGGAGAUGUGUCAAUCUUGUUCUGCACAAGCCUAUGUGA